GUCAAAUCAAACUUAUUAUUUUGAGGUUAUGUUAAAUUGAAACAAAAAUCAACAAUUAAAAAUGAUUGAAAAUAAAAACACUUUACUGCGAGUGACGCAAAUGAAUGCGAUUUACCUGGACAAAGAAAUUUACAAUUCGUUGUAUCAAAUAUUCCUCGAUUCUAUUAAAAACUUUAACCCAGGACUUACUGGUUUUUACGAAUCGGAAAUUAAUUUAAUUCUACGCCUGUUAAUUUUAAAUAAUUCAAUACUGAAAAAUGGAAGUACGUUUGGCCAGCAAUUGCUAUCCAUUAAAUACAAGGAUAUUUCUACCACGAACCGAGUGUUAUACAUAAUGGGAUCGUGCUUGGAUUAUGUGAAAAGACGAUUUGAACUGUGGAAUCCCUCACAUGAAUUCAAUAAUACGAUAUUCAAGGCGUAUUUAUUAGCUAAUUUACUGGACUUUAUAAAUGUAUCAUCGUUUCUAAAGAAUGGUACCAAACCUUUACUCAUCGAGAGGGUAUUGGGCUUAGAUCAAGUUUAUGCAGUAGAAAAUGCCCAGAGACAAUUUGAAUCUAAGUACCUAGCUAGGGAAUUACUAUGGAAUGGUUUUAUAGAAAUAUUUGUGUAUUUACUUCCGCUUAUAAAUUACCACAAAAUGAAGAGGAUUAUAAAAAAUAUGAACCCUCUUCUAAAGAAAAAUGUUUACAGCGUUGUGCCCAAAAGAAACAUGACGAUGCACACGAAAUGCGCUUUUUGCGGAGAAAAUCCAAUUCUGCCUCAUCACAUGGGAUGUUCACACAUAUUUUGUUAUGUAUGUCUAAAGGGAAACCAAGUGGCAGAUUUAAAAUUUGAAUGUCCAAUUUGUGAACAUACUAAUUUAAAUGUAGUCUGUGAUAGAGUAACUAAGUUAAAGUUGUGAUAGUGAUUUUUUUGAGUAUAAUUUACUACAUUGUUGAUUAAUUGUAAGAUUUAUAAAGGAUGGUUGUUGUA
This is a messenger RNA of Phyllotreta striolata, 972 nucleotides long. The record is from the annotation of a GenBank genome assembly. Lineage: Eukaryota; Metazoa; Arthropoda; Insecta; Coleoptera; Chrysomelidae.